Molecule: messenger RNA, 1200 nt
Organism: Fraxinus pennsylvanica
Lineage: Eukaryota; Viridiplantae; Streptophyta; Magnoliopsida; Lamiales; Oleaceae
Source: the annotation of a GenBank genome assembly
AUGGUCAUGGCGGCUUCCGGGAAGCAUGCUUUUGUUCUGCACUUGAAAGAAGGUAUACAGAGGACACUGGGAGAAAGAAUAAUGUCCGUUGACCCGACUUCUGAAUGGAGUGAACCCGUCGCCAUCUCCUCUCUCAUAGUCGACGCGAUUUGGUGUAUGCAGCAGAAUGGCAGGACUGUAAGACUAUGUGACUCCGGAAGUGUUUUCAGGUCGAGGAGACUGCAAACGAAGGGAAACUUUUCAAGUGCUGCAGCGAGAAAUCUAGCUUCUGACAGUGGGUUGAAGAAGGUGAGUCAUGUGGCACCAUAUGCUCCGAAACAGAUGCGGUGGAGUUCAAGUACGAAAGACAAUCGUGAUGAGUUUGAUAAUGAUGAUGUGGACUUCGGAAUGGAUGCUGAGAGGACACCAUCUCCAUCAGGAACUGAUCAACCAGAUAAACUUGCUAAAGUUGAACCUGUAGGACAACCAUAUCAGGAUACAUUUGGAAAAGCAGUCUAUACACGGGUAAAAGUGAAGAUCAAAACUUCUAAAACUCUAGAUUCUCAGCAUACUUCUUCAGAUGCACCUACACAAAGUGAUACUGACAUGAGUAACCAAUUAGUGGUUUCAGAAAAGCAAGGGGUUCUUACUGAGAAGAUGGAAGACAGUGCCAACUCUUUACCUGAAACUAAUGUAGGUGUUUCUAUGGAUCCAUCUAGAAAGGAGAUAAGACAGAAAAUAACGACUCCGAGUUACUUCAUCGGGAUUCUAAAUCCAAUGAGCAAGAACUUAGCUGCAUUGGAGGUGAUAAGAAAGGUUAUGAAAAUGGAAGCAGCCGAUCCCUUCAACGUUCCAGUUAAUCCUGUUGCUCUUGGAAUACCAUGGGUGAAGAAGAACUUCACGAAGUGUUGGGCAGCUGCUGGUUUAUUCGGUGAUCAACCUCAGGACACAAAUGGUGUUGAAGGCACUCAAAUGAAGGAUGAUACUACUUCAAGUCACGAGGAUACACCAGGUGAUGGUGGUUCUUUGAGCCUUAUGGGGAAAAAGUUCCAUGGGCACAAGGAAGGCUGCCUAUGUGCUAUAUGUGUAAUGAUACAUCGAAGGCAGGAGAGAGAGGAGGUUGCUUGGAUGAUGGAAGGACAAACUGAAGGCAGUGAUGACUCUUCAGGAGAAGAGAUCAAGGCAGAGGGAGUUUCACAUGGAGGAAGUCCUUUUGGUUAG